GAGACGGUCGAACUCAGUUACGAGAGAGCAGUUGGAACUUGGAAGUUGGAAGACAGCCACACAUUCCUCUGCUGCCGACCAAUGGCGAGAGCCACCUUCGGCUUCGCCACCCCUCUCUCCGCCUCUCUCCGCCACCUACCUCAUCUUCCCUUCGCUCUCACCCUCAUCAGACCCCCUUAUUUCUCUACUCUCCGCGCCACCGCCGCCAGAAUGCCGGAGUGCUCCAGUGAGCUCCACCCCUCUCUCGAAGUCGUUGGCGGAGGCGCCGACACAUUCAUCCCUGCAUUCAAAGCCCCUCAUAUUCCCUACGUUCCUUACCCCUUGAUCGCUUCCAAUCGGCACGUCGAGACUAUUUUCGCCGCAUUUUUCCGCUCACUACCCGACGUCAGGUUCCGCCGCGAGUGCCUCCGCACUAGCGACGGCGGCGCUGUCGCCCUCGAUUGGGUCUCCGGAGACGACCGUAGCUUGCCUUUGGAGUCUCCAAUUCUCAUUUUGCUGCCAGGUCUCACUGGUGGUAGCCAGGACACAUAUGUGAGGCAUAUGCUAUUGCGAGCCAGGAGUGAAGGAUGGCGAGUGGUGGUAUUUAACAGCAGAGGUUGCGGUAGCAGCCCUGUUACCACAGCUCAGUUCUAUUCAGCUUCAUUUCUAGGAGAUAUUUCUGAAGUAGUGGACCAUGUUGGCAGCCGCUAUUCAAGAGCUAAUUUAUAUGCCGUUGGCUGGUCUCUUGGAGCUAAUAUUCUGGUUCGCUAUGUGGGUCAGGGAUCUUUCUCUUGCCCUCUUGCUGGUGCUGUAUCCUUAUGCAAUCCAUUUAAUUUGAUAAUUGCAGAUGAAGAUUUCCGUAAAGGCUUUAACAUCAUUUAUGACAAAGCUCUGGCAAAUUCACUGUGCAAAAUUUUCAGAAAGCAUGCACUCUUAUUUGAGGAUAUCGGAGGAGAAUUUAAUAUCCCAUUGGCUGCUAAUGCUAAAUCUGUUAGAGAAUUUGAUGAGGGACUAACACGAGUAUCAUUUGGAUUUAAAUCUGUGGAUGACUAUUACUCCAACUCAAGCAGUUCAGAUUUCAUAAAGAAUGUCACAAUACCUCUGUUAUGCAUCCAGGCUGAGAAUGAUCCAAUUGCGCCAUCUCGAGGAAUUCCUCGUGAGGACAUACAGAAAAAUCCCAACUGUAUGCUGAUAGUUACUCCGAAAGGUGGCCAUUUGGGUUGGGUGGCUGGCGCGGAAGCUCCACGAGGAGCUCCGUGGACCGACCCCAUAGUUAUGGAUUUUCUGCAACACUUGGAGCAGGCUAUCUCAACUACUAUAUCUUCUGCAAGCCUCAACGAUGAGAGUCUUCACCAGCUUGAGGUAUAAAUUUACUCACUCUUAUUUAGUCACUUUAAUAUGAUUGCACUCGAAAUAUAUAUAUAUAUACACACCCCAUCCCGACAGAACUAUAGCGAGAUAGAAUAAUGCUGCAGCUAUAUCAUUUUUCCGAUUCAUUGGGAUACCAUGAGAAAAUCAAACGUUUCCCUUACCAAUAUUUAUGGGAUGUAUAGGGUUUAUCCCUAAAGUAGCGGUUACAUAUGUCUCUCCCUACAUUAAAUGGAGGGAGUCGUGUAAAACAGUCAAGAUUUGUUAGAUAUGGGUGGCUUAUGACUCGAUCCUAACAAUAUAAAA
Messenger RNA from Salvia miltiorrhiza (redroot sage), 1653 nucleotides. Its product is annotated as embryogenesis-associated protein EMB8. The transcript has 8 exons. Gene Ontology annotation, molecular function: short-chain carboxylesterase activity; monoacylglycerol lipase activity. Bases 82 to 1347 code for a protein of 421 amino acids. The record is from RefSeq and is a predicted model, not a curated record. Lineage: Eukaryota; Viridiplantae; Streptophyta; Magnoliopsida; Lamiales; Lamiaceae.